GUGGAUUUAAAACAGAUGUCAUUUUAUAAAAAGUAAACAAGAGAAACCUGCAAACUUCAAACAUUCGUCAAGUGUCUGAAGAGUACAGAAAAGAUGGGUCCAGUCAAAAAUAGACAUAACUACACCUCCCUACAAGUCACAGUACUCGAGAGGUAUUUGCAGGCCAAACCAAAGAAGAAACAAAGAAAAGAAAUCUCCAAGGAACUCAAAUUAACCGAUGGGCAAAUUAAGGCUUGGUUCAGAAAUCGAUAUACUCAACUCCGUAGGCUAGACAAGAGAAACUUCUUGAAAUAUAAAGAAAUUGGAUAUGAUGAUCUUAAAAAUGGAACCAUUAUUCAGCCUCCUAUUUCUCAAGUUACCAUUAGACAACCUACCAUCCAUCAACAAGGCUUUGAACAACGUUUAAUUAAACAAGAUAUCAUUGGACAAACUCCUAUUCACCAAACAGGCACCAAACAACUUGAGAUUCAUCAACAAGGCAUUGAACAACCUCCUAUUAAACGAGGACAACAUAUAAGUCACCAAGAAGAAUUUAUACAACAUACAACAACGUUACACGAUGAGUUUACUGACUUCCAACUAAUAACUUUGGAGAACGAAUUUCGUACUUGUAAAUACAUGAAGAAACAAAGGUUGAAUAAAAUUUCUGUCAGCCUGGGAUUACCAGAGAACCAAGUUAAUGUUUGGUUCCAAAAUAGACUUAGCAAGGACAAUUAUAUUGCUAAAAAUAAUAUGAUGGGGCACUCCAGUUUUUAUGUUGAUUAUCAACAUAAAAGUAUGAUGUAUUCUCAGAAGAAAUCCACACCAUUAGCACAGUUACAAAUGGUCUUCAGGCAACAACUGCCUUUGAUUUCAGAAUACCAACCAUUGAUCUCGAAUAUGGCUCAACCAAACUGGUCGUCACUCCUUAAAGAACCAAAAGCAAUUCCUCUGACAAAUGCACCAUCUAAACUAUGUGGAGAAUAUGGUACUUUGCCUCCACCACCUAAUUGCUUGACCCAUUCGGUAAAGUACCCAGAGGAGCCCCAUUCAAUGCUCUAUCUAAAUAAUGUGGAGAAUAUCCCACCAUUUGAACAAACAAAAGCAUUCACCCUUAAUGAACACUCAAAGAGUUUUUUAGACAGUGUUUCAUCGUCCCUCCCUUCAUGUUUGGCUUGAUGAUGAAUAAUUGGGUGGAGGAUUUUAUUCCACACAUAAAUGCGACAGUAUUUAUUACUGUUAAAUUGACUUUCCUCAUUUUAUAUAUGGGGAUAUGAAUGAUCGUUGUAAAUGUAUAAUGUAAUUAAUUAAUUAAAUUGCAGUAAAAUUGUAUUUUAAAGUU
Aethina tumida (small hive beetle) is the source of this 1321-nucleotide messenger RNA. RefSeq lists its product as uncharacterized. NCBI's taxonomy places the organism in Eukaryota, Metazoa, Arthropoda, Insecta, Coleoptera, Nitidulidae. The transcript has 3 exons. Gene Ontology annotation, biological process: neuron differentiation; central nervous system development. Gene Ontology annotation, molecular function: DNA binding. The coding region runs from base 94 to 1158 and encodes 354 amino acids. The record is from RefSeq and is a predicted model, not a curated record.